GUCCAAGUUGUACAAGUGAGAACAUUCUGUGAUAUGAUCAUUAUGCGCGCACUCGUGGCCACGGUCUUGCUGAUAACGCUAGUGUUAGUGUCGAUCGUGCUGAUAAACGCUAAAUCGCGAUCGGUUGAGGAAUCGUUAGAGAUUUUGGGAGCAGGAGAUGGAGAAAUUGAUGGUGAUUCAUACGCGCAGCCUGAUGGGCUGGAAACUGUCGAGGAGAUGGAGGAAAUUGGUUCCGAUGAAGUGACGUUAGAUUCUCAAGAGCUCAAUACGGAUGCCGUCGAUACGGAGGAUGAUGAUGGGCUUCUGUUGGAUUUGUUAAGUGGUGAAAAUGGUGAGGGUGGGAUCACAAUCGGUGAAGCGGUUAAACUUUUUAGCCAUGAGGCGGGGGCAACAGAUGAUGCCGAGGAACUGACGGAAGAGGAGAAAGAAAUUCUGUUCACAGAUGGAUUCACCGUAGACUAUGAAAGUCAGGAAAAAUUUGAAAAGGAUGUCUCCGAUGUCAGUCGUUAUCUUACCACGCAACGAAUCCCUCUGGAGACCGAUUCAAUCGAAGAGGUUACGGAUGCAGCCCAAAAAGAAGACACUGAAUCAACCGUUGAUAUUCCAAAGGAUUCGAAAUUUUUGGAAUCACGAACCCUGAAGGAGAUUAAGAAGCGCGCCAAGACCAAGGAUACCAACGGGGGAAGAAAAACUUCACAGAAACCGGAAACUCAACCUUCGAUGGUCCCACUCGGAUAUGAACCGGAAAGCUACCUGAUGGUUGAUCCGGAAGCUGAAACUGAAAGCACCGUUACUAGCGAUUUGGACCCUCUCACUUCGGAAACCUCUCCAAAAGUUCUCGGUCGAAAGCAGCGGGCUGCCUACGCCAACCCCGAAACGUACAUCGUGAACCAAGAACCAUUGACGGCAGAUUUUGAUGCCCCAAGUGAUCAUGACGAUCCCUCUAACUAUCACGUGUUAUACGCUGAACCCCACGCAGCGGUAAAGCCACAUCAAUAUCUGAUGGAUAAACCUUCGAAAAACAGAGACGUCCAAGCAGCAUUUCGAGAUGGCGCAGGAAUGCCAACCGUUUUCAAUCCACGCUUCUGGAAUCCUCAUCACAUGAACAUGCUGCGAAGGCCUCAAUGUUCUUCCUGUGCCCAACAUUCUGUGCCGCUGUGCAAAACAUGCGGCAAAUGUAGCCAUUGCUGUCAGCACAGUGGCUGCUCCUGCGGCUGUUUGCGAGGACUAGCUUAGUGUGGGAGGGAACAUCGAUAAACAUCACAAACCUUCAUCUGAU
Molecule: messenger RNA, 1279 nt
Organism: Uranotaenia lowii
Lineage: Eukaryota; Metazoa; Arthropoda; Insecta; Diptera; Culicidae
Exons: 2
Coding region: 34-1236 (400 amino acids)
Source: RefSeq, a predicted model, not a curated record